GGGGAGAGAGGGCUGGCAUUGAGUGGCGGACAGAAGGCUAGGCUGAGUCUGGCCCGGGCUCUGUACCACUCGGCAGACAUCUACCUCUUGGACGACCCCUUGAGUGCUGUCGACACACGUGUGGCCAAACAUAUCUACCAAAAAUGUUGUGUUGAGUACCUGAAAGACAAGGCGAUUAUUUUAGUGACGCAUAACAUCCAGUUUCUCAAAGACGCGCAUCAAAUACUUGUGCUCAACGACGGCGAGUACCAUGUGCUCAACGACGGCGAGUGUGUGGCCAUCGGGUCCUACACUCAGCUCAAAGAGCGCGGCAUUGAUCUCAUGGCAUAUCAAACACAAACCGAUGGAUCAAUUGAUAUGAAAAGAAGGACAUCUUUCACUCCAUCGAUUGUUUCAACCAUUAGUGAGGGAUCGGAAGUGACGGACGUUAGGGAAGCGGAAGAAGUGGACAACCAGGAAGUGAAGGCCGAACUCAAAAUGAUUGGAUCCGUUGAGUCCAGUAUAUAUUUAGCGUACAUUAAGGCCGGCGCCGGACCUCUGCUCGUAAUUCUUACCAUUUUGUUUUUGAUCGCUUCCCAAGUGCUAUAUCAGGGAAGUGUUUAUUGGUUAAGCAUA
Messenger RNA from Medioppia subpectinata, 615 nucleotides. The record is from the annotation of a GenBank genome assembly. NCBI's taxonomy places the organism in Eukaryota, Metazoa, Arthropoda, Arachnida, Sarcoptiformes, Oppiidae.